GCCGCUCUUAGUGCGAAGGAAUAAAAUGUUGUCAACAAAAACGAACACAGCUACCCAUUCUUAACAUAGAUUUCGCCAUAGAAAACAAGACACAAAUGCAUCAAACUAAACAUUCAGUGACGGGAGUUUUUUGUUCUAAUCUUAACCUGAACACCGCACGCGAGAAACCUUCCUAUUCAUUCUUCGUCGAAAUCUUUGUUUGAUGCACGCGGUUCUCCUUAAUUUCGUAGGGCUGAACCGUACUCGCAACUCCCAUUUCUUCUUUAGUACUUGAGUACGAUGUAUCAAAACUCUCGGUAGAGCUUGCUGAAGGUAGGUAUACAUCACUAUCGAACGUUAUUUCAAGGGUAUUUCAACGCUGACCGAUACAAAAUUACAAGAGAUGUGAGAGAUUUGCGAGUGUCAACGGAGAGUUUUCAUAGUUUUCUACGUCAUCACUUGCUAAUUCGUUACCAGUCGACGGGAUACUUAAAGACAAAAUAACUGCAAUUUAGGGCCCGAAAAAACCGAGUUUUAAGUUUUUUGAAAUCUUUAUUCUAUCGGAAUUGGUUUGAAUAUAUGACGAGCUGAAUAUUUACGCAAAAAAAAAUUUCGUGUCACAGGCACUUUAAGCUACUCACAAUAAAUGUUUUUAAGUAGACAUCCUGCAUUGCGAAUAACAUGAAAAUAUUUACAGGAAAAGUGUAUUCAAAGUAUAAAAUCUGUUUCUGGCAUCCGGAUAAAAUCUCCUACAAAACUGAGGAAGAACUGAUCCCUCUUCAAGCGGGCGACCAAAACUGUAAUUUAUUAUUACAGGGAAAAUAAGCCUCACGAUGAAAAAAUACCUGGUCUAAAAAGUAAUGAGUUCCAAUCACUUAUCAACAACUGCUUGAGAAGAAUUCUGAACAUAACAUGAACAGAGAGAAAAGCAAAAGAGGUGCUAUGGGAAAGAUCAGGACAGGAACCAAUUCAAUCACAAAUCAGUCGGAGGGAGUGGCCGCACCUCGAGGAAACAUCCAGACGGUGUUACGAGAGGGUCUUAAUGGGGAUAACCGAUAGUCGUAAAACGGCCAAAAAAAUUUAGCCGAUAGUCGUAAAAUGAAAUGAAAUCCACAGAGCAAACGGACUAGAGAACAACCAAAAAACAUCUGGGGGCGAGGUAUUCUGGCUGGUAUGAAGAAUUGGGGCCAAAACUGAACCCCACUUAGAACGCCAGCCCAGGGCAGGAGGAGGUGAAGGUGGGUGAUGAUCGAUGGCCUAUGCUCCGGGAAAAGCUUAGGGCAUAACUAACUAAGUAACUAAAGAGUAUGUUUUGAAAAUUUCAAGUAAGCAGUGCAACACCAUAUAUUGGAAAAAUAACAGUCGGAAGUUCUUCAUAGUUACAGAAGUUUUUAAACCGAGGGUGUAAGAUGCACUUCCCAGCCAGGGGAAUGCCUUUUGCUCAUUGGCAGUCAGUGGCAUCGUGUGGGCCAAAUUCGAAACUCUUGGGUUCGAUUCUUCGUCGGGUACUCGGGUCUUUUCUUUGUUGCAGGCUUGUGACAAAACGAUAGCACUUCUCUCUCUAGGUCCAACCUAUGUGUGUUGGAUUUUGAAUUAAGUUUUCCCGGCUAAAACAUUAUGUGGAUAAAUAAAAAUGUGAAAUCACGAAAGAAAGGAUACCAUUUGGGUGCUGGUAUAAAUUUCCUGUGUAGAAAGUUAAGAAUAUGUUAAUUUUCUUUCGCAACUUUAAAAAGGAUGUCUAAUAAUAUAGUUUCCCCUUUGACGCUCAAGGUUAUAGUUAUAAAUAGAAUAUUUCUUAAAAGUUCCUAUUUUGGUAACCUUUUUUCCGCGAACUAGAAGUUUCGCUAUUGUUUUUGUUAUCGCCAAAUUUAAGACCUGCAAAACAGUUAAAAACGUGAAGGUGUGUUUUAGUUUACUGGAUGACAUCAGAUUAUGAUAACUACAUUUCCAUCCAUGGACGUGUAACAACGGUGUACUAAUGAAAAAUGUGUGAGCACGAGUUUACGUCGCAAAUGGUGCUGUGUUGUUAACUGCUCUUGCCAUUAAAAUUUGCAUGUUCAGGUAAUGACUGCAUCGCAAACAUUACCAUAAAUUGCCACGUUUUCACGGCUUUCCUAGUGUAUUCUAUUACGCAGUGAGUUUUUAGUUCAAAUCAGCACGCUUUGAAAGUGAUUUAUGUUAAGCUUUAAAAUACUGCACCAUUUUUGAUCGUGUUUUUCCAGCAAAAAUACAAUUGUCGUUUCACACAUUUGAACAAUAAAACUAAAUUUGAAGUGUGCGCUGUAAAUGCUAAUAAACCCUUGUUAUUGUUUGUUACGUGGCUACGCGGCGAACAUGUUAUUCACAUGCAAAUUGUAAUUUAUAUUAAGUGCAGCUUGAGCCAACGGGAGUUGAGAAAACGUUACCGCAUCGUUAGUCAAUCACAAAAACACGAAUAGUGGAAUGGAAUAUCUAAGAGUAAAUAUGCCAGGCUGCUGUGACGAAGCAGAAAUGGAGUGAAAAAGCUAUGUGAUGUUGUCGGCAGGAUUGAUGACAGAGUUGUUGUUAAGGAUUCAAGCUUAGAAAUGACGUCGGUAAAUUUGGUUGUGUUUUUAGUUAUUUCCUUCGAAGCAAAGCUGACGUUAAGUUUUGUAAAAUGCCCACCUCCACAGAGCAAUUGCGGAAACAAUACGCGGAUAAACAACAGUCGAGUUACCGACAUUAUUGACUGCGAUCUUUUGAACAUUUCCUGUGGCUCUGGCAAGGUCUGUCGACAAGGACAUUGCGUUUACGUCGAGUCAAAGUCGGACAGUCAAGAAGGUCAGAUUCCGUCGACGGACGUGUCAAUGGAAUACAAAACAGUAGCGGAGACUACAGUCUCUACAGGGUCAAACGGAAUUGGGAAACCAACUUCCACGAGCCACAGUUUGCUCUCAGGAAACCAAGAAUUUGCUAUCGCUCUUGUGGGAUUUUCAAUUCUAUUUAUAAAUUUCUGCUUGAUUUCGUUCUGCCUGGCCCGGGCAAAACAAAGGCGAAAUCAACAGAGGCGUUCGGCAACGACACAAGGAUCACAAACAGGGGAGGAUUAUUGGAAUGAAAGUCACUUGAAUGGACACGAUACGUCGCAGGUUGAAUUAAAUAUGGGAAUUGAUAAUUUUGCACUCAAUGGAGAUUUGGAUGGAUUUUCAAACGGCUUUUAUGUCCCUCACGCGCGCUUACCGCCUUACGAUUUUUACUCGGCUUACGAUAAACCUCGACCCAGAUCGGAAGAAGGCGAAGAUGACGAAGAAGCAUUCGAGCCUCCUCCCGAUACUCAAAGCAUUAACGAGGAACCUCCUCCGUACAGCGAUCAGCGGUACGGAAAUACGUCCAACCCGCCAAGUUACGAAGAUGUUUUAAAGGUAGCGGUGUCCAACAUUGAGGAAAGUUCCUCAGGAUUAUGAUUUAAAGAAAAACUUGAAUCAUGUGCAACAAAGGCAUGUACAGAAGGAACGUGUAAAUUAGAGAGUAAAAAUUAGUAUUUCAUGUCAGAACGAGAAAUAACAGUUUUGAGUGGUAAUCCCUUUGAAGCAGAUAGAAACCAGUCUAUAUUUCCUAAUAACAUUUAACCGGGAAGGCCAAUCCGGACACUUGAGUGAAUCAACCACAAGUGGCUUUUAAGAGGGCGAUGUAUUGAAUAAGCCUGUACAUACAUGAAUUCAUCGUCUGGAGCCACAAGAAAUAUAGAAAAAAACCGUAAUUACUUCUUUGCAACUUAUGUACGUGUUUUGGAUCAGUUAAUUAAUGUGAAUAUUUCUCUGUUCCUAAAUAGACGAACACAAUAGAUCGCGUCAGACUUCCGCCGUACACACUAGGUAUCCAGGGUAAAUCACGUAGGCUGCAUGAAAAGUCACUAUGGAUCUAAAGAUGAUAAGUGAUUGUUUUGACACGUUGAGUGAUGAGGUACUCUUGAAUAUUGCUUGAGCCAAGUUUGCUCACAUCGUUUGCCAGAUUCAUGACAAGAAUUACAACACGAUAAAUAAUUUGCGGCAGGAAGCGGUUCUUUCAUUCCUUUACUUGUUUGCAGCUGUCCAAAUAUAAGAUACUGUAGAAGAUAAUCUGAUUGUGUAAGCAAUGAACACCGUUAAUGAUAUUUUAAAACUCAUCAAAAGAUCCCCUGAAAUUUUGGCUUUGUUUAUCUUGUCGCAACGUUAACACGGCAACAUUUUGUCUCCUUGUGUAAAUUUACAAGGGUAGAAAACUUUGAUAUUACAGAGCACGUUUUUGUUCCAUUGAAGAAACUUAGUCUAAGAAUACAUA
Molecule: messenger RNA, 4257 nt
Organism: Pocillopora damicornis (cauliflower coral)
Lineage: Eukaryota; Metazoa; Cnidaria; Anthozoa; Scleractinia; Pocilloporidae
Source: RefSeq, a predicted model, not a curated record